AUGUCGUCUAACAGUCUCAGCGACAAGACAGACCCUCAAGCUGUUGGUAGUCCUCUCUCCGAAGCGGCCGCCAGAGCCCGGGCCGCCGAAGCGGAGCUCACGCUCGGCCAAGCGUUCAAAAAGUAUCGAUGGGGCAUCGCAUGGUCGGUCAUCGUGUCAAUGAACAUCGUCAUGGAAUCCUAUGAUACCAUUCUUCUCUCGAGCUUUUACGCCUACGACUCGUUCACAGAGAGAUUCGGCGAGCAGCUACCAAAUGGCACGUACUCGGUGUCUGCAAAGUGGCAGAGUUCGCUCUCCCUCGCGUCGUCUGUUGGCAUCAUCAUCGGUAUCCUCGCCAACGGUCUGCUUAUCGACCGUUAUGGCCCGGAACCAUCGGAAUUAUCACCUUUGCUACGUCGCGCGAGAUGCUUCUCGCCGGCCAGUUCCUGUCUGGUCUUCCGUGGGGUCGUUCCCACCAUCCUGCGUCACUACGGCCCCACGUUUGUCAACCUGUGCUGGGUCAUUGGACACAUUAUCGCCGUUGGUGUCCUCACUGGCUUGAACACCAACACUACAGAGUGGGGAUGGAAGAUUCCGUUUGCGCUGCAGUGGAUGUUCCCCCUGCCGCUCUUGAUUGUCGCCUUCUGGUGCCCACCUUCCCCGUGGUGGCUUGUCCGCCGCGGGCGCCGCGACGAGGCCGUAGCUGCCUUGCGUCGUCUUGGCGACGACACGGUCAACCAUGAGGAUGCGGUCGCCUUGAUCGAGCACACUGUCAACCUUGAACGCGAGUUCGACUUUGGCUCGUCAUACGCGUCCUGUUUCAAGGGUGUCGACCGUCGCCGAACGGAGAUUGCAGUCGUGUGCUGGGUGGCUCAGGUCUUGGUUGGAUGGAGCAUCAGUGGAUACCAGGCCUACUUCUUCAAGCUCGCGGGCAUGGCUCAAGGCGAUUCGUUCAAGCUCACGCUUGGGUCUUACUGCGUCGCCUUUGUCGGUACCUCCUCGGCCAUGGCAUUGCAGAUCAAGUUCGGCCGCCGUUCGCUGUGGUUUGGCGGUCUCAUUGCGAUGUUCGCCUCCAUGAUUGUAAUUGGUAUUCUGGCCUGUCUCCCUCAAACGACCGCGAUGCUCUGGGCCGAGGGUUCCAUGGUGCUUGUGUGGUUUGGCAACUAUGGGUGGUCCGUCGGUCCCCUCCCCUACGUCAUCUGCUCGGAAAUCGGCUCUGCUCAGUUGAGGCAGAAGACAAUUGCAAUUGCUCGCGCAUCAUACUACGUCGUCGGCAUUGCCAACACCGUGUCAACGCCCUACAUUCUCAACGCGGCAGAGGCCAAUCUCAGGGGCAAGGCAGCGUUCAUUCCGGCCGGGUUCAUUGUCCUCCUGGCUGUGUGGUCAUACUUCCGUCUCCCCGAGACCAAGGGCCGGUCGUUUGAGGACCUGGACAUUAUGUUUGCGGAGAAGAUUCCGGCGCGCAAGUUCAAGAACCACGUUAUUGGCGGAGAGGAUGGAGAUGCCAAGGCCUAG
Messenger RNA from Apiotrichum porosum, 1494 nucleotides. RefSeq lists its product as uncharacterized. Gene Ontology annotation, biological process: transmembrane transport; carbohydrate transport. Gene Ontology annotation, molecular function: carbohydrate:proton symporter activity. Bases 1 to 1494 code for a protein of 497 amino acids. Lineage: Eukaryota; Fungi; Basidiomycota; Tremellomycetes; Trichosporonales; Trichosporonaceae. The transcript is spliced from 5 exons. The record is from RefSeq and is a predicted model, not a curated record. Gene Ontology annotation, cellular component: membrane.